Messenger RNA from Salvelinus fontinalis (brook trout), 5236 nucleotides. RefSeq lists its product as uncharacterized. The transcript is spliced from 2 exons. The coding region runs from base 12 to 3446 and encodes 1144 amino acids. The record is from RefSeq and is a predicted model, not a curated record. Lineage: Eukaryota; Metazoa; Chordata; Actinopteri; Salmoniformes; Salmonidae.
AAAAGCCAGCCAUGCUACAGAGGAGACCAAGCCUUGCACCACUCCAGAGGAGACCAUGCCUGGAUGGUCUGGCACCGCUGAAGGGUUUCCAAGAACCUGUUUUUAGGAUCUUCAAAGCCAUCAAGGGACAAAGCAUCCCAGACAGAGCUCAGCUGAAAUCUGUCAUCCUCGACCACUUAGGCUCCAAGCUUGUCAGGAAGCAGCUGGCGGAGUCAAUCAGGGAUGAGGUCAAACUGACGAUUCCAGGGACUACACCAGCGGCACAAAGGGCUCUGAGUGCCAGAAUCGCUUACGAUGUGUUGAAGUGCGUCUCUCGAGCGGCCAAUCCUAGCAAUGAACCUGCCUGCAGACUCCGUGGGGGAAACACAAUCAAACCCAAUGCUCAAGCAGAUGAUCCAGAACCAGAGGAGCGGAUGGCCAACGGAGAAGACAUAAACGCCUAUGUGACAACGUUGAUCACUGACGUUCUGGAGGAAGUCCAGGAGCAGGUUAUCGUAAUGAUCCGAGGGUACUCCCCUACCCAAUUCAGAGUUGUCUCUGCAAAGGCCAGCCAAACAGCCAUUGAUGUGGUAAGCAAUGUUUUGGAAGACAUUAGACACUUAUUAAAUGAGGAAAACAUUGAAGCGCUUGCACUAGACUGUGAUGCUGAAGAAGGCACCUCAGGUAUAACAAACAUUCAGCCACCUGCAUUGACUGCAUUAAAAAAGGCAGACCCCGAGAACCGCCGAGAUUCCUGUUCAAAACUAGAAGGUGUCGCCUGUGACCUUAUUAGCACUGCAUAUGACAGCAUCCUUUUCGAGCUGGCUUUUCCUGAGCUUCAGGGUGAAAGAGAUGAACAACCAAUCAACUCAAGGGCUAUCAGAAGUGACACACAAAUCUCUUUUGUAGAAAAAGCUCCUUCCCUGACUCUGGAAAUACUUCCCUCGGAGCCAGUGAUCUCAUCUUUAUACAACUCUCCCAGUUAUGGAAUGGUGUUUUCAUCUGACACUUCAGAGGUUUCAGAAAACAACAGUAAGACAAGCAGCUCAGAGGCCUCCGCAGCUGCAUCAACCUCGUCCCAGGAGACGGAUACCACAACCACUGUAGAAUGCAAAGAAGAAAGAGUAGAGAAUGGUAACACCAGUGAAACAGACAAGGUCCUUUCUGUCCCCUCAGUCAAUACUGAAGAAGUUGUUUCAAAGCCUAUUCUCUUGCACAAGGUGAAGAAAGAAAAUGCAGCCACCAGAAGCGCUUCUCUUCCCAACCUGUAUGGACUUGUUGUGGAUGCAGUUAUGGACCACUUCAGCACAGAACCCUUCAAAGACAAUCUGGCCCAAUCAGUGAAGAAUGAGGUGAGACGCACCCUUUCUAUGCCUGAAUGUGGAUUGUUGAACCUUCAAAUUGAUAAUUACUUUGAGAGGAAAAUGCUAGAGGAUAUGCUGAAGGAAGUAUCCCGACAGUGCGGAGGAACAAGCUCUAGCACCGUGGCUGAAGAGGCUACAGAUGAAGAAGAGAUCUACAGACUAGAAUCUGCUGCAGCACAACUGAUACAGAAAGUUUUCCAGGACGUCAAGACACAUUCUGUUGUCAAGAUCAAGAAGGGUUCUCCCAAGAGAUGUCUAUCCCCAGAAGUAAGCCGAACAGCCAUCAAUGCUGUGAGCAGUCUUCUGGGUGACAUGGAGACAACUGUGAUGGCCAGUGUUCCAUGUUCUUGUACUACUUCCAGAGCAGAUAUGGAAGGAAUGCUCUCUGAGGCAACAGGUGAGCACCCAGCGAAAUCAAUGGCCUCUACAAAAGUUGAGUUGAUCGCUGAUGAUUUAGUGGAAGAUGCCAUCGAUAUGUGCAGUGAAAUGAUUUUAGACGACCAGCCACUAGCCCUACUACAUGACAAUCCUGAAGAAGGUACAUCAAAUGUUGUUGUUCCUGGACCAAUUCAGAGCAGCCUGUCUGGAUCUGAUGAACGCCACACAAAAUCACAGGUCCCUGCAGUAAAGAUUGAAGACCAUAAGGUAAAGCCAAUUUUGAUCCAAGACACAGCGCUCAUAUCUCCAGGUGAGAAGAAUACGGAUGAAAAAAGAGUCAUUAGAGUAAGUUAUGUCUUUAACUCAUCCCCUAGAAGGAAAGCUCACCAGGCCACCAUAAGCACCUCUUUCCCUAACCUCUAUGUCACCCUUGUGGAUGGAGUUCUGGACCAAAUUAGCACAGAACCUUUCAAAGAAACCCUGGCCCAAUCUGUGAGGAAUGAGGUAAGACAUUCUGUCUCUUUGCCUCAAUUUGGAUCAGUGAACCUCAAAAGCGAGGACUGCUCAGAGAAAGAAAUUAUUGAGGAUAUGUUGAAAAGUGUAUCCAGAAAACUCAGUAAAGACCAGGCCUGUCAGCUGACCGGGAAAGCCAGUGAGACCAUGAAUGCCAACGUAGAUGCCAUUUCACUUACCCCCAAACUACAGUCUACUGCCAAAGACCAAAUCAUCAAAGUUCUGGAGCAGGUCAACACUAAAAUAAUCAAUAUGAUUAGACUAGAUUCUCCCAACAGGACGAUUUCCCCCAAGGCAAGCCAGACUGCCAUCAAUGCUGUCAGCAACAUUUUGGGUGCUAUGGGAACCUCUCUCAAGGCAAGCAACACACCAUUUGUUCCUAAUGUGGCUGGACUCCAGCCUGACCUAGAUGAUGUAGCAUCUUACUCAACUGAAGCUUUUGAGGGAUAUCCAGGGACCUGGAUGUCAUCCCUGAAGAUAAAAUAUAUUGCCUCAGGCCUCAUGGACACUGUCUGUGAUGACCUACUGGAUGAGGAUGGUUUCCUCAGACGGAGCGCUGGUGCAAUAUCCUCACAGGAAGACCUUGAUCUUCAGAAGGUAAUUACUUCAAAACCAGCAUCCCCAGUCAAUUGCAUGCUCGUCAAAGGAUGCCUGUCAAUGUCCUACCUUGAUGCUUUGAAGAAUCCUGAAGACAUUGAAAAUGCCACUCACCUCAGUAGAAGCAUUGACUCUCUCUCCGUAAUUGGUGUGCCUACUUCAACCUCAAAGGAAGAUUCAUACGGCACAGAAUUGAAACUGACACAGUUGCAAAAGGAUGUCUCUGCAUCAUCCUCACUUUAUGCCAUGUGCAACUGUCGGAGCUCAUUGGAGUUUCCCUCCAGUCGAUCUGAUAUCCCUAUUGACAAAGAGGCCCAAAGGAUUUCCUCCACAGACGAAGAAGACAGUCUGUCCAAAUCCCUCCUGACCUCUUCCAAAUCAGUCUUCAAUGUCUCUGGCCUCGUCCCUACUCCUCCAGAGGGAAAGCCAAAGGUGAGGCUGCCACGGCGCCCAGUGCUUCGCCUUAGGAAGGUUCCAGAGGAGCCCCCCAAAAAGAUGCACAUUUACACAGUUUGCAGGGGUGCUUUUCAUUUCCCAACUGAGACAAUGCGAUCGAUCAGUCCAUCAUCAUUCGAGGGAGAAUUCUCAACUCCCGAGUCCCAGAGGCCAAGGUAAUACUCUCUUUCUCAUAGGCCUAAUCUGAAAAGCUUUUUAACACCUAGCCCACUGUUGAUAUUUGAACAGCCUUGAUUCUAAAUGUUUUUAUUUUUGUAGAGCUUUCGUAGAGCUUUGCGAACUCUCUUAUGAAAAGCGUUGCACAUAUUAAAUUUAUUUUUUAUUCAUUAAGAGCGGUGGACAGCUCAGAUAAGGAGUCUAUCUUUAAUAUAGACUCAUCCAAAAGACUCGUCGCAGAGAUAAUGCUGUCUGUUCGGGAGGACGUUGUUGAGGCAAAGCAGAGCGAGUUGGCCGCACAUCUGGCUGCGCUGUCGUCUGACAAUGAGAUGCUCAGCACUUUGGCUCAGAGUGGGACACCCCGCGCCGAUUCAUGAACUGCCUCCAACACCUCUCCUCACAGUGAGAGUGAUAACUGAAGAGAGAUUCACAUGUUUACUUGGACAUACAUGGUAGAAGCAUUUGCUUACAUUAUUUUGAAUCGCAUUGAGCUAUUAAAGAAUGCAUUUAUUUUCUAAAAAAGACAAAAGCAUUUAUUUACAAUGUGUAAUUUUUCUUAGGUGUAAGUGUUAAGUUAGGAAUAUUAAAUAGAAAAUUAGGAGAGAGUAAUUAUAUAUCUUUGCUCUGAAUGGUGACAUUGUUUAAACAGUCUCACAAUUUGACCAUAAAAUAUUAAUACACUUUUUUUUUUACACUGACUUUUAUGGUUCUAAAGGGAGGAGAGGACAAAGCUGCAUGAAUUUAGGAGUCACAAGCGCCCCAGUAAUAUUUAUUAACUUUACAUUCCUGCCAUUUGUCCUGCUUGUAAGUAGUCUCUCAACAGCAUUGUAUGACCUAUUGUUCUGUUGACACAGAAACGCUUCACUAAUCAGUACAACUUCCUCUGUAUUCCAGUUAUUAUACCUCAGAUUGUUGAAUUUAUGCAUCAAGAGUGUUGUGGUAUUUUAUUCACUGUUUAUUCUGUCAAGAUUUGAUCAUUAUUGCUCGGAUUGUCCGAAUAUUUUAAUACUGAAUAGCCUCAUUAGAAUAGAGCUGCAACUAUUUGAGGGUAAAUCCCAGAAUCAUUAGGACUACUUUGGGACAUAUUGAGUCCAGAUUGGCCUAAAUGCAAUGGGUCAGGUUGUAUUUUAAGAUGGCUAUUCACUUAUUAGCACGAGUUUUCACACGUGACUCUGUAAUCACCAAUGAUUUAUAUAUAGGCUAUACUAGAAGACUAAUAAGGCAUUUUAUUAUAUUGUAAAAAAUAUUUUGGAAGCAAUAGAAAUUCAUUUAUUAAUGACUACAUUUGUUUGUGACACGUUUAUCAUAUUACAGACACCUUAAUGCUUACUUUUAAAUUAUAUUAUGUGAGCUAAACAUACAAAACCAUUUUUUCCCUGAAGUAUAAUUUUUUAGAGAUUACUGAAAUCUAUGUCCCCGCUACAGAAUACUUAAAUACAUGUAAUUUAAUUGAAAUACUUUAGAAUUCCAUUCAUUCCUAUGGAGGAAUGCUUUUACCCGUGGAGUACCAAUAUGGCCGACCGGUGUUUUCAACGCCUCUCAAUAGCCAAUACAUAGCAAACACCAAUCCAGGGUUUAUAUACAUCACUGGUAAUUACCCAAUUUUAAUAAAAGCUAGUAACAUUCUCAACACUCCAGCAGUUUCACUAGACUUCUUACAGUAUCCUAUAAGAAGUACAUCUACUGUACACACCAUAGUAGAUAUUUAGUGGCGAUUUUAGAAUGUAAAUCUUGGUGAGGCAAACUCCUGUCAUGACGUUGGCCUGUGGGUAAGGUUUAUGACCCCCCCCCCC